Molecule: messenger RNA, 1342 nt
Organism: Theobroma umbraticum
Lineage: Eukaryota; Viridiplantae; Streptophyta; Magnoliopsida; Malvales; Malvaceae
Gene: ULT2
Product: Developmental regulator, ULTRAPETALA
Cellular component (GO): cytosol; nucleus
Molecular function (GO): DNA binding
Source: RefSeq, a predicted model, not a curated record
AGAGUCUCUCUCUCAUGUCAUGUCAUGCAACUAGCACCUAAGCUUUUAACCCCUCUCACUCCCCCUCACCCCACGACAUUUGUUUCUCUUCGCCAGCUCAUUAACAUCCCCAAAAACACAACGCCAGCACCAACCCCUCUCUCUCUUUCUCUCUCUUCUCUCACAACGUUUUCUCCACCAGAUCUCCGGGAGUAACCCCCAUAAAUAUGCGUGCUUUUUGAGCCCUCUCUUUGGUCUAGACCUCUUAUAAAAUCUCCUCAGGCAACAACAAUCUCUUUUUAACAUUACCCAUAUGCUUCUUAUCUCUCCUUGAUUCGAUUUUUCUCUUCCUGGGGGUUUCUGGGUUCUCUUUUUAGAGGAAACCUAAUAAGGCGGAGAGAGAGUGUGUGGGCGUCUAGGGGGUCUGUUAGCGAGAGAAAAUGGAGAAUGGGGUAGAGAGGGAAAGUGGGUCGAUGAUGUUUAGCGAAGAGGAGUUGAGAGAGGUAAGCGGAUUGAAGAAAGGAGGAGAUUUUAUAGAAGUGACAUGUGGGUGUACCAGCCAUAGAUAUGGUGAUGCUGUUGGCAAACUUAGGGUUUUCUCUAAUGGUGACCUUGAAAUCACCUGUGAAUGCACCCCUGGUUGCAAUGAAGACAAGUUGACUCCUGCUGCAUUUGAGAAGCAUUCCGGGAGAGAGACAGCUAGAAAAUGGAAAAAUAAUGUUUGGGUGAUAGUUAAUGGGGAGAAGGUUUCAUUAUCAAAGACUGCAUUGCUGAAAUACUACAACCAAGCAUCCAAAAAUGCCAAUGGUGCUCACAGAUCCCAUAGUGGACGAGUUUGUCAUCGUGAUGAGUUUGUUCGCUGUAGCAGGUGUAACAAGGAGCGAAGAUUUCGAUUGCGGACGAAAGAGGAAUGUCGGAUUCACCAUGAUGCUUUAGCAGAUGUGAACUGGAAAUGUUCUGAUCUUCAAUAUGACAGAAUAACAUGUGAUGAUGAUGAAGAGCGAGCAAGCCGCAGGGUAUACAGGGGCUGCACCCGGUCUCCAACAUGCAAGGGUUGCACCUCCUGUGUGUGCUUUGGGUGUGAAAUCUGUCGGUUCUCUGAUUGCAGUUGCCAAACUUGCAUUGACUUCACUAGGAACGCGAAAGCUUGAGUCUUCAGUGCAGUGCAUUUUGGGUGGGUUUCUUUAUUUGUUGCUUUAGUUGAGCCCAUCCCCGACAGAAGAAGCCUUGGAAGACAAUUCACUUUCAUGUUAGACUUAAAUUGCCGCCAGUCCCUGAGUUCAGCAUUCACGGUGCUCAUUUGACUGGUUUAAAAACUUAAAAUUAAUUAAAAUUUGAUCACCACGAUGAUGUUUGGUCAGUA